This is a messenger RNA of Papilio polytes (common Mormon), 684 nucleotides long. Its product is annotated as homeobox protein goosecoid-like. The transcript is spliced from 3 exons. Gene Ontology annotation, biological process: regulation of transcription by RNA polymerase II. The record is from RefSeq and is a predicted model, not a curated record. NCBI's taxonomy places the organism in Eukaryota, Metazoa, Arthropoda, Insecta, Lepidoptera, Papilionidae. Gene Ontology annotation, molecular function: DNA-binding transcription factor activity, RNA polymerase II-specific; RNA polymerase II transcription regulatory region sequence-specific DNA binding. Bases 1 to 684 code for a protein of 227 amino acids.
AUGGGCGCGCAGGGCGCGUGGCCGCGGGAGGCGCCGGCGCUGCUGAGCACGGCGCUGCUUCUGGGCGGCGCGCUGCCGGAGCGGCCGGCGGCGCCGCUUUUCACCAUCGAUAGCAUCCUGGCGCCGCGGCCGCCGCCCGCAGUACCUUCCGCCGUGCCACCGCUGCAACUCCACCACCUCGCCCACACGCCCUUUCACAGAGCACAUGACCUUUUCGGGGUGAACAGUGUGGGCGGCGGCGGCACGGGCUAUGCGGGCCUGUACGGCGGUUAUGCGGCGGCAGCGCUGGCAGGGCUAGCCGGACCACCGCCCAAGCGCAAGCGACGCCACCGCACCAUCUUCACGGAGGAGCAGCUCGAGCAGCUUGAGAGUACCUUCGACAAAACGCACUACCCUGACGUCGUGCUGCGGGAACAACUCGCGCUGCGCGUCGACCUCAAAGAGGAGCGAGUUGAGGUGUGGUUCAAGAACCGUCGGGCGAAAUGGAGGAAACAGAAACGGGAGGAGCAGGAAAGGUUGAGGAAAAUGCAGGAGGAGCGGGCUUGCGGUAGGACACCGCUCCUGGCGCGGCCGCCGCCCGCCCGCUCCCCGCACUCGCCGCACUCCCCGCACACGCCAGGCGCGCACUCGCAUCCCGGCAGAAGUUACACUGAUGACUCCGACUCUGAGGUAGAGGUGGCUUAA